GCCUUUAGUAUACCUCCGACCGGCAACGAGAGGGUACGCCUCUCGCGCACUCCGCUCCCUCUAAUCGCGUGCCGCAAGGAAAAUCCAUUCCUCAAUUAAAUCGCGAGUGAAAACCUCUUAAGGUUUAGUGUUUUGAUAUUUUACUCCUGUGACGUCAUCGCCGCACCUGAAUUGGACUGUUUUCGUACCAGCGCGCGUCGAUACGGCCACUGAAACAAGAUACGUUUGAGGGUUAAAUAGAAAAAUUCAACUGAAAAUAUCUGGAUCUGAAACAAUUCAAGAAAUGUGGGGCAACACCCGACCUGAAAGUCAGCACGAGCCCACCGAGACCUACAACUAAACCUGCCAUGACCUCCGAGGAAUCCAUCGAUGUCGUCACAAAAAAGAACGACACCAAAAAGACGGAUGAUUGCGCUAAUUUCUCGCAACAAAUACAGAAAAACGGCAAAAGAGAAACGGCAGGCGACGAAGCGAGACAGAGAAGAUCGCAAGAUCUCAUGCGGCUGAUGUAUGAAAUUCCCGAAGAUAUAAGUAAUCCAGAAUUCAAUGAAAACAACAAUAUGUUGAAAGAAAACCCACCAAUCACUAUCGUCGAGAUCACAGAGCAAAAUGGUUGUGAAACAGAUUUAGAAAGUGCCAGACAAUGUGAUAAUGAUUAUAUUAAUGUAAUAGAUGGGUCUAGUCCAGAAAACUUAGGUAAUAAAGUCGUACUUGAUGUUUUAGCUACUAAUGAACUUAUAAUGCAAUGUUCCGAUGAUUUCAAAGAGGUUAUAGACAGAUCUUCGCCAGACGACGUGAGUGAAGAUGACUUGGCUGAAUUGAAGAGGCUUUUGGAGAGUAAGCCAAGAGUUUUGGAGAAAUAUAUAAGGGAAUGUGCGAGUACAGACGAAGUACAGAGGCUUCAUAGUUUGACGUUGUCUGGACCUCUAUCGCCGAGGCCGAGGCAUGAAGCGCGGAGUACAUCCAUGACGUCAGACUUAAUCCAACUUUGGCUGGCGUCGUCUCCCGUUAAGAGAUCCAGGUCCCCGAGCGGCUCAGCAACGCAGCAGCAGCUAGAUGAGGCAGACCUGUUCAUGGACCUCAUCAAGGAUGUCGCCAACGAGCUGGACAUCGACGUGCUUUGUCAUAAAAUUCUGGUAAACGUGUGCACCCUAACAUCAGCAGACCGCGGGAGUUUGUUCCUUGCCAAAGGAAUGCCUCCGAACAGAUACCUGCAAGCGAAAUUGUUCGACGUCACCCGACACACAGAACUGACUGAAGCAUUAAAAACAGCACGAUCACAGGAGAUCAAGAUCCCGUUUGGAAGAGGCGUGGCAGGGUUGGCGGCACAGACGAAGAACCCCAUUAACAUCAAGAAUGCGUAUGCUGAUGAAAGGUUCAAUAAGGAAAUCGACGCUCGAACAGGCUACAAGACGGAACUUAUACUAUGUAUGCCUAUAUGUAACUACGAGGGUGAUGUGGUUGGUGUGGCGCAGAUUAUUAAUAAGACUGAUGGUUCCAAAGAAUUUUCUCCACACGACGUGGAAGUGUUCCGGCGAUACCUCACAUUCUGCGGGAUCGGGAUCCAAAACGCCCAACUGUUUGAGUCCUCCGUUCUCGAGUACAAGAGGAACCAAAUAUUGCUGGCUCUGGCCAGGAGUAUCUUCGAAGAACAGAGCAAUUUGGAAUGUUUGGUCACGAAGAUCAUGACAGAAGCCAGGGAGUUGCUGAAAUGUGAUCGCUGUGCCGUCUUUAUUUUGGACACAGAUCAUUGUGAAUCGAGCCACUUGGAACGCAUCCUGCAGCGUCCAGGCACCAACCUAUCGACGAUCCCAGCGUUACCUCCCCCCGCGCCGACCCGCUUCAACACCCUCUUCGAGCUCGCAGCCAAGCAGUCCAAGACCACGCUCACGCCCAGACACGACAUCAAGUCUACUCUCGCCUCUAUUGCCUUGAAGGUAGCCCAAUCCAACAAAGCCCUCAACAUAUCGAACGUGGAUGAAUGGAGAAGGGAGAAUAAUAUGGAGAGUGCUGAUCCUAUCAACGAUGACGCAGUGAACGUCCGGACCAUGCUGUGUAUGCCUAUUGUCAAUGCGAAUAAGGACGUUAUUGGCGUGGCACAGCUCAUCAAUAAGGAAAAUGGCUCUCAAUUCACAGAGGGUGACGUUUCGAUAUUCGAAGCAUUCGCCAUCUUCUGCGGUCUGGGCAUCCACAACACGCAGAUGUAUGAAAAUGCCUGCAAACUUAUGGCCAAACAGAAGGUGGCGCUAGAGUGUCUGUCAUACCACGCCACAGCAACGAGCGAGGACACUGACAAACUGUGUCGUGACGUCAUACCUUCAGCAGAGACAUACAACCUCUACAGCUUCCAGUUCCAUGACUUGGAGCUCUCCGAUGAAGACACGUGUAGGGCGACUUUAAGAAUGUUCCUUCAGUGUAACCUCGUUGAGAAAUUCCAUAUACCGUAUGAUGUCUUAUGCCGAUGGAUAUUAAGCGUAAAGAAGAACUAUCGCCCAGUGAAAUACCACAAUUGGAGGCACGCACUGAACGUAGCACAAACUAUGUUCGCCAUGUUGAAAACCGGCAAAAUGGAGCGGUUUAUGGCCGAUUUGGAGAUCCUUGGUCUACUGGUCGCUUGUCUAUGCCACGAUCUAGACCACAGGGGAACGAACAACGCUUUCCAGACGAAAACUGAGAGCCCUUUGGCGAUAUUGUACACAACAUCGACGAUGGAACAUCACCAUUUCGACCAGUGUGUCAUGAUAUUGAACAGCGAAAGUAAUAAUAUAUUCCAGGCGCUAUCUCCCUGCGACUACAAAACAGUAAUGCGGGUAGUUGAGACAGCCAUCCUGUCGACCGACCUGGCCAUGUACUUCAAGAAGAAGGAUAACUUCAUCAAACUCGUAGACAAUGGAGAAUUCGAUUGGCAGAGUUCAGAGAAAAAAGAAUUGCUAUGUGGCAUGAUGAUGACGGCGUGCGACGUGUCGGCGAUCGCGAAGCCGUGGGAGAUCCAGCACAAGGUGGCCAAGCUGGUCGCGGACGAGUUCUUCGAUCAGGGAGACUUGGAGAAAUUGCAGCUCAACCAGCAGCCCAUUGCUAUGAUGGAUAGAGAGAAAAAAGACGAGCUCCCCCAAAUGCAAGUGAACUUCAUCGACACAAUCUGCCUUCCCCUAUACAAGGUGCUCUCCGACACCUUCCCCUGGAUCCUGCCCCUGUACACGGGGACGGCGGAGAACAGACAGAAAUGGCAGGACUUGGCUGAGAAGGUCGAGAUGGGGCUGACUUGGAUAGACCAUGACACAAUCGAUAAACCCAUUGAAGAGUUUACUGCCCUGAACGAGCCAAUAAAGGACGUGGAGCUGACGGUGACGACCCUGAACUGGUCGCGGCCGGCGGAGAGCUCGGCGCUGGUGAAGCCCAUCAAGCACUCCUUCAGCUCGCUGCGCCGCGGCAAGGGCUCCACUCCCGCCUCGCGCUCUAACAGGAACAAACUUUCUAGCUUGCUUCAGAUCCCUCUACGCGGCACCAAGCUCGCGCGAAGAAAUGAGAGAAGUGGAGAAGAAGCAGACGCUGGUGACAGCGGAGGCAACCAAUCACAGCACGGUGGUGGAUCCGCCAGCCAAGACGAAGCAUAAAGGCAGGCUCUGCCAUAUGUUGUGACGGUUGAGUUUUAACUGGAAUAGCCAGAACAGCACAGAAAGAGCCGAGAAGCUGGACCGAGUGAAGCCGUCCAAAUCGAUCGACUAGUUCACCAACAACCUAGGGAACUCAGGGCCCACGACGACGUUGUAAUAUUUGCCAUUUACAUGACAAUGGAUCUAGAUCAGAAUACAUUCAGGGUGUUACAAAAUACCGAGUUUGGCGACUAUAAUAAGGAUCUGUUUCUUUCUGAUAAAAUAUCCUAACACAAUAGUUCUCUCUGACAGAUAAAUUAACAGCUAGAUUUAUUUGGCCUAGUCUAUUCGAGUCGAGGUCUAUUCGACACUUGUGAAACAAUUUUAACACUAUCUGUUAAUUUGUUACAUUUAGGCUAUCUGAUCAGCAAGCGAAAUGAAUCAGGCUAUUUGUAUGAAGUAAUCGCCAGUAGUCUUUUUUAGAAGUAUUAAUAUUAACUUGAAACUUCGCAUAAGAUCUAACCGAGAUAUCUUACCAUUUCGUGAGUGUUUACUUUUUAGUGUUUUGUAACACCUGUUUAAUAUUAUUCCUUCGAAAUAUUUGAUAUUUAAAUCUUCCAGUCUAGCCCUGUUAUUCAUGUAUGUUUUGUCACGGUCGCACUUAGAAUAUUCGCCUUUGACAGAACGAGACAAAACAUGCUUUAGCUUAAAGUAUGGUUUAAUUUUUUUAUGAAUAACAUGGUAGAUCUCUAAACUACUGGAAUUCUGUAGAUGAAUGGAUCUAGAACUAAAAUAUGAAAAUUUCCCAAUUCGUAUGUGUGUAGAAUAAUUGUCUUAUAUUGAAUAUGGCAUGUCAGUCAAUGUUUCGAAAAAUACUUGUCGUCUUCAAGCCCUAAGUCGUUUUAGUAGUUACUUGUACAUUUCUACUAUUAGAAACUUAUAUUAGCUAGUUACAUCUAAUGUGAAACUAUUUAUAUAUUUGAUUGAACAAAAUUACAGUAACUUUACAACUUAUUUAUAUUUUAUUGAAUUAAUUACUUCGAUGGAUUAAUAAUUAUUAUACAACUAAAUAUAAUAUUCAAUUAUGAAAAAGAUUACUUAAAUUGACAUAAUAUUAAAGUCAAAAUCUUUGAAAACUAUUUUAAUUUCAAUAAAAUAAUAUAGCACAUAAUUACCUUUUUGUAGAUUAUAAGCUAGUUUUACCAAAUAGCAAUAUACUGAAAUGGCAAUUCUAAAUGUUAUGUGACUUUCCUAAGGUUAUAGUCAAUUAAAUGUAGCCUUAUUUUUACUAAAUUACUCAAAAGUUACCAUAGAGAUACCAUAGUGUAUUUUCUCUCAUAUUAUUAAGUCUACCCGCUUUUGCUCGGGGUCGCUUUUUUUUAAGCAUUCUAUUCUUUCUGGAAGUUAUAUAAUCGUUUGGAUUUUCCCAAUUAUAUUAAAAUAAUAAUUUUGUUCAAUCAAAGGAUAUGUUAGAAAUAUAAACAAAAGUAGAAUUUUAAUCUCUUCGUCGUUUUGACGGUAAUUUGUUUCCUGUAAAUUAGGUAUAAAUGUUUAUCUAUACGUAUUAUUUACAUAGACUGUGAUCUAGUAUUACUUCACGAGAUUCUAUUUUAAAACUAUCGAUAUUUGUGUCAAACUUGCAUCUUUUCCAACUUCAGUCGAAUAAUUUGGAGUCCGAAAAUGGAAAAUUAUUUACCGAUUUAUAUUUAUACUGGGUUUUCAAUCGAUUGGUGCAAAGCUGUAGCUACUAGUGUUAGAUCAUUUAAGCCAAAUUAAGUAUGACAACCUAUUUGUUUUACCUACGUGAUUUUAGGGGUUUUAACGAAAACUUCAUAUAAUAUAGAUAAUUGCUGGGUUGAAUUUUAACUUUCUGAAAUAUUCCACCCUGUUGCAGAAAUUGGACAAAAUGUAACUA
Molecule: messenger RNA, 5508 nt
Organism: Plodia interpunctella (Indianmeal moth)
Lineage: Eukaryota; Metazoa; Arthropoda; Insecta; Lepidoptera; Pyralidae
Product: cGMP-specific 3',5'-cyclic phosphodiesterase-like
Exons: 19
Coding region: 348-3614 (1088 amino acids)
Biological process (GO): signal transduction
Molecular function (GO): protein binding; 3',5'-cyclic-nucleotide phosphodiesterase activity
Source: RefSeq, a predicted model, not a curated record